CCGGGCCCGGGCGGGGCGGUGCUGUGCGGGCGGAGCGGCCGCCAUGGCGUCGCCCUCGGGGGCGGCCGGCAGCGGCGCUGAGGGGAGCUCGGGGGACUCGGGGGACUCGGAGCCGGCCGGCGGCCAGCACCAGCAGCACCUGCCCGCCCUGUUCGAGCAGGCGGCCGAGCGGCUGCCCGGGCUGCUGGGCGCCGCCAGCAAGGAGCAGCUGCUCUACCUCUACGCCCGCUACAAGCAGGUGAAAUUCGGACCCUGUAACACUCCAAAGCCAGGCUUCUUCGAUUUUGAGGGGAAGCAGAAAUGGGAAGCCUGGAAAGCCCUGGGAGACACCAGUCCUCAUCAAGCUAUGCAGGAGUAUGUGGCUACAGUGAAAAAACUGGACCCCAGUUGGAACCCACAGACAACAGAGAAGAGGGGAAAAGAAAGCAAAACUGCAUUUGGAGGCCCAGUUGUCAGCUCGUUGUAUCAAGAAGAAACAAUCAGGGAAGAGGACAAGAACAUUUUUGACUACUGCAAAGAAAACAACAUUGACUAUGUAACCAAAGCCAUUCAGUCGAAAAAAGUGGAUGUGAAUGUUGCAGAUGAAGAGGGCAGGGCUCUGCUCCACUGGGCAUGCGACAGAGGACACAAGGAGCUCGUUUCAGUACUGUUACAGCACGCUGCCGACAUUAACAGCCAGGACGGCGAAGGCCAGACUGCGCUCCAUUACGCCGCCGCCUGCGAGUUUUUGGACAUCGUGGAGCUGCUGCUGAAGUCGGGAGCCGACCCCGGGCUGCGGGACCAGGAGGGCUGCCUGCCGGAGGAGGUGACGGGCUGUAAGGCCAUCAGCUCGGCCCUGCGGCAGCACGCCGCCGGCGGGCCCUAACGCAGCCAGACGGACAUCGAGGCUUCAGAGCACGGGGUCUGGGCUUUCGGGCUCGAAGGCUGGCCCCCCGCGGGCAGGACGGGCGCAGGGCUGUGCAUGCUCGGGCAUUUAUCGCUGUUUUUGGGGUAGAGAGGCCCGGAUAAGGCCCUGCUGUUGUUUUAUUGUCUUCGAGGCCGCUCCUGGCCGGGCCGCUCGCCUCUUCCCUUUGGGGCGAGGCCCGGUUUGUUUUUAUUUUUCUUAUGUUUUUUUUUUCUCCUGGGUCCAAGCAACGUGUUAUAAAUAAAAACAAGCACAGCGUCGGGACCGUGCCUCCGCGUGUUCGCCUCACCGGGAUGCCGUGGGGAUGGGUACCCCCCCACGAGGGCUGAAAUACAGCGGGGACUCGAGCCA
Messenger RNA from Anas platyrhynchos (mallard), 1255 nucleotides. RefSeq names its product acyl-CoA binding domain containing 6 (gene ACBD6). The record is from RefSeq and is a predicted model, not a curated record. NCBI's taxonomy places the organism in Eukaryota, Metazoa, Chordata, Aves, Anseriformes, Anatidae. Gene Ontology annotation, molecular function: fatty-acyl-CoA binding; protein binding.